AUGACCGCCGCUUCAAACCGGGACGGAGCUACGGGGAGACCGGAAUGCGCAUGCAGGAAAGGGGACGGAAUACGGAUUUUUGCUCUAAUGAAGGCGGGAGUGCACGCGCACCAUUGGAGCCGGGUGCUGUUCUUAUACAUGGGGCUUCUGGCCGCCUCAGUGAAGGCUCAGAACUGCAGUUACACACUACACAGUCCCAAUGGGACGAUAGAGAGCCCCGGCUACCCUUAUGGUUAUCCUAACUAUGCCAACUGUACAUGGGUGAUUGUGGCGGCAGAGCACAACCGGAUACAGCUGGUGUUUCAAGGCUUCGCUCUGGAGGAGGACUUUGACAUCCUGUCUGUAUACGAUGGGCCGCCCAGUCCAGGGAACCUACGGACAAGGUUAACAGGGUUCCAGCUGCCUUCACCCAUAGUGAGUACAGGCUCCAGGCUCACACUGUGGCUACUGUCGGACUACGCAGUCAGUGGGCAGGGAUUUAAAGCUGUCUAUGAAGCUCUGCCCAGCUACACAUGUGGUAAUCCUGGACAGCUACUCAACGGUCACCAGCAGGGGUCCACAUUCAACAUCGGGGACAAAAUCCGCUACAGCUGCAGCCCGGGCUAUGUGCUGGAGGGUCACACCACCCUGUCCUGCCUCGCCACUUCAGCGGGUACCGCUGCCUGGGAUUUUCCGCUUCCCUACUGCAGAGCAGAUGAUGGGUGUGGUGGGACACUGCGGGGCCAGAGCGGAGUCAUCACCACUCCCAAUUACCCGGCUGAGUACAACAACAACGCCGACUGCACCUGGACUGUGCUGGCCGAGCCGGGAGACACCAUUGCCCUGGUUUUCUCUGACUUUCAGCUGGAGGAUGACUAUGACCUGCUGGAGGUCAGCGGCACUGAGGGCUCUUCACAGUGGUUUACCGGCCCCAACCUCCCCUCCCCCAUCAUCAGCAGCAAGAACUGGCUGCGACUGCACUUUACCUCAGAUGGGAACCACAAGCUGAGAGGUUUCAGCGCCCAGUACCAAGUUAAAAAGAUGACAGAACUAAAGUCUCGAGGUGUGAAGAUGCUGCCCAGCAAGGACAACCACCACAAGAUAUCAGUGUUGUCUCAGAUGGGUGUAGCACAGGGACACAACAUGUGUCCAGACCCAGGGAUUCCAGAUCGGGGGAAACGGAAAGGCUCAGACUUCAGGCGAGGGGCCACGGUGCAUUUCUCCUGCGACGAGGGAUAUGAACUGCAGGGCUCAAAAAGCAUUACUUGUCUGAGAGUGACAGACAGCUAUGUAGGCUGGAGUGACGAUCGGCCCAUCUGCAGAGCACCGAUGUGUGGAGGCCAGCUGAGAGGGCCGAGUGGCGUCAUCACUUCUCCAAACUAUCCGGUCCAGUAUGACAACAAUGCAAACUGUACUUGGGUGAUCACAGCAACGGAGACGUCCAAGGUGAUCAAGCUGACAUUUGAGGAUUUUGACCUGGAGCGAGGCUAUGACACCCUGACAGUGGGAGACGGCGAGGUGGUGGGAGACCAGAAGACCAUCUUCCACGUCCUUUCGGGUACCACUACUCCAGACCUGGUGGUCAGCACCAGUCACCAGAUGUGGCUCAAUUUCAAAACAGAUGACACCAGUGGCUCCCUGGGCUUCAAAGUGUCCUAUGAAGAAAUUGACCAAGGCAGCUGCGGAGACCCUGGAAUCCCAGCAUAUGGAAAACGCGAGGGAACAGGCUUUCGCCACGGGGACAAGCUGUACUUUGAGUGUCUGCCUGCCUUUGAGCUGGUGGGAAAGAAGAACAUCACCUGCCAGAAGAACAACCAGUGGUCAGCUAAGAAACCCAGCUGUGUUUUCUCCUGCUUCUUCAACUUUACCACUCCGUCAGGGGUGCUGCUCUCUCCAAACUACCCUCAGGAGUACGGCAACAAUAUGCACUGUGUGUGGCUGAUCAUCACCAACCCUGAGAGCCGAAUCAAUCUGGCCUUCAACGACCUCAGCAUGGAGAAACAGUUUGACUUCCUCUCGAUCAAGGAUGGGGGAAAGGCUGAGUCACCCAUCCUGGGGACCUUUUCUGGAGACGUCCUGCCAGCCUCUUUAACAACCAGCGGUCAUGUGGCCCGUCUGGAGUUUCUGACAGACCACACCUACACAGACAGAGGCUUUAACAUCACAUUUACAACUUUUCGCCACAAUGAAUGCCCGGAUCCAGGAGUUCCAGUAAACGGGAAGCGUUUUGGCGAGAGCCUUCAGCUGGGCAGUUCAAUCUCGUUUCUCUGUGAGGAAGGCUUUGUCAAGACUCAUGGCUCGCAAACCAUUUCCUGCAUUCUCAAGGAUGGCAACGUGGUGUGGGAUAAUGCAGUUCCCCGCUGUGAAGCCCCAUGUGGGGGGGAUCUGAAGGCUCCCAGUGGGAUCAUCCUCUCCCCUGGCUGGCCAGAGCUCUAUAAGGAGGCCCUUAACUGUGAAUGGAUCAUUGAGGCUCCUCCAGGCUACCCUAUCAAGAUCAUCUUUGACAAGUUCCGCACAGAGGUCAACUAUGACGUCCUGGAGGUGCGCGAUGGACGUUUUCCCUCUUCACCUCUAAUUGGAAGUUACCAGGGAACCCAAGUUCCCCAGUUCCUCAUUAGCACCUCCAACUUCCUCUAUCUCCUCUUCUCGACUGACAAGAGCCACUCUGACAUCGGCUUUCGCAUACGUUAUGAAACCCUGCAGUUGCAGUCGGAUCACUGCGUGGACCCCGGCAUACCUGUCAACGGACAGCGGCAUGGCAACGACUUCUACGUGGGCGCUUUGGUGACAUUUAGCUGCGAGGCAGGGUACACACUUAGUGACACAGAGCCACUAGAAUGUGAACCUAAUUUCCAGUGGAGCCGCCCCCUGCCUAGCUGUGAUGCACUGUGCGGAGGUUAUAUCCAGGGCAACUUUGGCACCAUCCUGUCACCAGGCUUCCCAGACUUUUACCCGCACAAUCUGAACUGCACGUGGAUAAUCGAGACUUCCCAUGGCAAAGGUGUCCAGUUCACCUUCCACACCUUCCACCUGGAGAGUCCUCAUGACUAUUUGUUGGUGACGGAGAACGGCAGCUUCUCUCAGCCUCUGUGGAGACUGACGGGCUCGACACUGCCUCCACCCCUCAGCGCAGGCCUGUUUGGAAACUACACCGCUCAGAUCCGCUUUCUGUCCGACUUCUCCGUUUCCUAUGAGGGAUUCAACAUCACUUUCUCAGAGUAUGAUCUGGAGCCCUGCGAGGAUCCUGGGAUACCUCCCUACAGCACCAGAAAAGGCCUGCAGUAUGGAGUGGGCGAUUCCCUCAUCUUCUCCUGUUUCCCGGGUUACCGCCUCGAGGGUCCGGCGAGGGUGAUCUGCUUAGGGGGCAGGAGGCGGGUGUGGAGCUCCCCUCUGCCAAGGUGUGUUGCUGAAUGCGGCUCAUCCGUGACUGGCAUGCAAGGGGUGCUUCUCUCACCCAACUACCCGGGUUACUACGGCAACAACCACGAGUGCAUCUACUCCAUCCAGACGCAGCCUGGCAAAGGCAUCCAGCUACGAGCACGGGACUUUAGACUGGAGGAGGAUGACAUCCUCAAAGUCUUUGAUGGCAGCAGUAAUAAGGCCCGUCUGCUGGGGGUGUUUACAGGGAGUGAGAUGUUAGAAACAACCCUCAACUCCACCUCCAGCUCCAUGUGGCUGGAGUUCAUCAGCAAUGCGGAUAACACCAGCAAAGGCUUUGAACUGCACUUCACUAGUUUCGAGCUGGUGAAAUGUGAGGAUCCCGGUGUUCCCCAGUUCGGGUUUAAGCGAGAGGAUAAGGGUCAUUUUGCAGGGAGCACUGUGUCGUACAGUUGUGACCCAGGCUACACCCUGAAAGGCCCUGAGGUGCUCACUUGUCUGAGGGGGGAAAGACGAGCAUGGGACAGCCCCCUCCCUCAAUGUGUUGCGGAGUGUGGUGGCACCAUCAAAGAUGAGCCUUCUGGUCGUAUCCUGUCUCCAGGCUACCCGGCUCCGUAUGAGCACAACCUACACUGUGUGUGGACCAUAGAAGCCGCCCCUGGAAGCACAAUCAGCCUGCAUUUCCUGGUUUUCCACACGGAGGAGGUUCACGAUGUGCUUCGGAUCUGGGAUGGGCCCCAGGAUGGAGGGGUCCUGCUGAGGGAGCUUAGUGGCUCAGUGCUUCCCCCGGAUGCCCACAGCACCUUCAACACCGUCAGCCUGCAGUUCACCACCGACUUCUUCACCAGCAAGCAGGGCUUCGCUCUGCAGUUUUCCGUUUCCACUGCAACCUCCUGCAACGACCCGGGCAUGCCGACUAAUGGGACCCGUGGUGGGGACAGCAGGGAGCCUGGGGACCAUGUGGUGUUCCAGUGUGAUCCCGGCUACAUCCUGCAGGGGGCUAACAGGAUCACCUGCACUGAGAACAAGGGUCGUUACUUCUGGGAGCCAGACCCUCCUACUUGCACAGCUCCAUGUGGUGGGAACCUGACAGGUCCGAGUGGCCUGAUCCUUUCCCCAGACUAUCCUGAACCCUACCCCCAUGGCAGAGAGUGUGACUGGAGGGUCACUGUCACACAGGACUAUGUCAUCGCUCUUAGCUUUAACCAGUUCAGCUUGGAGCCCAGUUACGACUUCUUACACAUCUACGAUGGACCGGACUCUCUCAGUCCCUUGCUGGGCAGCUUCUACGGCACCGAUGUUCCAGAUAGGAUCGAGAGCAGCUCCAACACUCUCUUCUUGGCUUUUCGCAGUGAUGCUUCCCUUAGCAGCAAUGGAUUCGUGCUUCAGUACACAGAGAACCCCAGGGAGUCCUGCUUCGAGCCGGGCGUGGUGCGCAAUGGGACACGGGUGGGCGCCGACCUCAAGCUGGGCUCCACUGUCACCUACCACUGUGACAGCGGCUACACACUAGAGGGAGACCAAACCCUCACUUGCAUCAUGGGGGGAGACGGCAAGCCAAGUUGGAACAAACCCAAACCCAUCUGCAUUGCUCCAUGUGGCGGACAGUACUCAGGCUUGGAGGGAGUUGUCUUGUCUCCUGGUUACCCUGGCAACUACAGCAGUGCACGGACCUGCCUGUACUCUGUGGUGGUGCCGAAGGAUUACGUCGUCUUCAGUCAGUUCGCCUUCUUCCAGACAGCCCUAAAUGAUGUUGUGGAGGUUUAUGACGGGGCAACGCAGCACUCACGUGUACUCAGCUCCCUUUCUGGAGCCCACACAGGCGAGUCGUUGCCGUUAGCAACCUCCAACCAAAUCCUGAUCCGCUUCACCUCCAAAGGCCAAUCCAGCUCCAGAGGAUUCCACCUGGUCUACCAGGCUGUGCCACGGACCAGUGCCACCCAGUGCAGCUCUGUCCCAGAGCCCCGCAACGGCCGGCGUAUGGGAAACAACUUUGCUGUUGGCGCCGUGAUCCGCUUUGAGUGCAGUCCAGGUUAUAUGCUGGAGGGAUCGAGCGCCAUUGAAUGUCUGACCGUCCCUAAUGCUCUCGCUCAGUGGAACAGCUCCAUACCCAGCUGUAUAGUUCCGUGUGGAGGCAGUCUUACCCACCGGACCGGCACCAUCCUAUCCCCUGGCUUUCCUGAGCCAUACCUCAACAGCCUCAACUGUGUCUGGAAGAUCACUGUUCCUGAGGGUUCAGGAAUCCAGAUCCAGGUAAUCAGCUUUGUCACAGAGCAGAACUGGGACUCAUUGGAGGUGUUUGAUGGAGGGGACAACACUGACACCAUGCUUGGCAGCUUCUCAGGCACCACGGUCCCGGCUCUUCUCAACAGCACCUCCAACCAGCUCUACCUCCACUUUUUCUCUGAUAUUAGUGUGUCUGCGGCUGGAUUCAGGCUGGAAUACAAAACUGUCUCUCUAACCAACUGUCCUGAGCCUGUAGUCCCUAUGAAUGGUAUCAAGGUUGGAGAGCGUCUUCAGAUGAAUAACGUGGUGUCUUUCCAGUGUGAACCAGGAUAUACUCUACAGGGGAACUCGCAUAUCACCUGUAUGCCUGGGACGGUCCGACGAUGGAACUACCCACCUCCACUCUGCAUCGCUCAAUGUGGAGGAAUCCGCGAGGAGAUGGAGGGCAUGAUUCUCAGUCCCGGUUUCCCUGGCAACUACCCUAGCAACAGUGACUGCACCUGGAGAAUCUACCUGCCAGUUGGUUAUGGAGCCCACAUACAGUUCCUAAACUUCUCCACCGAGGCCAACCAUGACUUCCUUGAGAUUCGCAACGGGCCCCUUGACACCAGCGCCGUGAUUGGCCGAUUCAGCAGCCAGGAUAUUCCCUCGUCCCUUCUCACCACUUCUCAUGAGACUACGGUGUAUUUCCACAGCGACCACUCGCAGAACAAACUGGGGUUCAGAUUCGAGUACCAGGCUUAUGAGCUUCAGGAGUGCCCCGAUCCGGAGCCUUUCCGGUAUGGAGUCGUGGUGGGUGCCGGCUUCAAUGUGGGCCAGUCCAUUUCCUUCGAGUGUCUCCCUGGGUACCAGCUGAUGGGACAUUCCAUUCUCACCUGUCAACAUGGCACGACCCGCAACUGGGAUCACCCUUUCCCCCGCUGUGAAGUGCCAUGUGGUGGGAACAUCACAUCGGAAAAUGGGACCGUUUUCUCCCCCGGUUACCCAGAGGAGUACCCGAGCUCGGCCGACUGCUCCUGGCUGAUCACCGUGGCCCCCGGUUUUGGCGUCAAGCUGAACUUCACCCUGCUUCAGGUUCAUGGGCCACACGACUUCAUCACUGUCUGGGACGGUCCGCAGGAGACAGCCAGGAAGCUGGGAGUGUUCACAGAUGGAGAGCCAAAUGAACCACCCAGCAGCACUUCCAAUCAGGUGCUGAUCCGUUUCCGUAGUAACACAGAGAAGGGUGGACUGUUCAGUAUCAGCUAUCAAGCUUACAGAUUGCAGUUCUGCCUGCCACCGUCCAUCAUUCCCAAUGCGGAGAUCCUCAUGGCAAGCAAAGAGUUUAAAAUUGGUGAUAUAGUCCGCUACAGGUGCCUCCCAGGCUACCAGUUAAGUGGAAACAGCAUCCAGACUUGCCGCCUGGGAACUCAUCUGGAGUUUGAGGGUCCUCCGCCCUCGUGUGAUGUGACUUGCCCCAUGAACGAGGUGCUGACGGCUUCUACGGGGGUCAUCAUGAGCCAGUCUCCUGGCAGCGGGUUCCCUCAUUUUGAGUCCUGCUCCUGGGUGGUGAAAGUAGAACCGGGCUAUAACAUCACCUUUACUAUUGAACACUUCCAGACCAGUCGUCAGUUUGACGAGCUUGAGAUCUUUGAUGGCCCAUCGAGACAAAGCCCUCUCCUGAUAACCCUGAGUGGAAACUACUCCAGUCCACUGAGCAUCACCAGCUCCAAUAACAAAGUCUACCUGCACUGGUCUUUCGAUCACACCACCAGCCACAAAGGCUUUCGUAUUCGCUACUCAGCGGCGUACUGCAGCCCACCAAGUAACCCUAUAAAUGGCACAGUGCACAGUCUAACAGGGACUAAACUGGGCAGCACCCUACGUUUCAGCUGUGACCAAGGCUUCAGGCUUAUUGGCCAGAGCAGUGCUACCUGCACCCGGACUGCACAGGGGACCUUCCAGUGGAAUGCACCAGUGCCUCUGUGCCAAGUCAUGUCCUGUGGGAUGCCAGUGCCUCCGGUUAACGGCAGCAUUGUGGGCCAGGAUUUCUCUUUAGGAGCCAGAGCUACAUACCAGUGUAACCCUGGAUUUCGUCUCUCUGGGCCCAUCACUACCUCAGUGAUCUGCCAGGAAUCUGGCAGGUGGAGUACCAUUGAGGCCCCACCCAGAUGUCUUCCGGUGACCUGCCCUGACAUUGGCCACUCUGCUGUGGAGCAUGGAAGAUGGAGACUGAUCUAUGGAACUCAAAACCAGUAUGAUGCCAUACUGAUGCUCACAUGUGACCCAGGAUAUUACUACCGAGGUCAAAGAGUCAUUCGUUGCCAGGCCAAUGGCACCUGGAACUAUCCUGACCCACGGCCAGUCUGCGAUAUUAUUUCCUGUGGGGAUCUUGGGACUCCACCAAAUGGACACAAGAUUGGCACCCUAACUGUUUAUGGAGCCACUGCCAUUUUUUCCUGCAACACCGGAUAUACCUUGGUGGGCUCUCGGGUACGAGAGUGUAUGUCCAACGGACUGUGGAGUGGAACACAGGUCCAGUGUCUAGCCGGUCACUGUGGCACCCCAGAGCCGAUAGUGAACGGACAGAUCAUCGGGGAGAAUUAUAACUAUCGAGGCAGCGUCGUGUAUCAGUGUAACCCCGGAUUUCGUCUUAUUGGGGUUUCUGUGCGAAUCUGUGAACAAGAUCACCGUUGGUCAGGACGCGCUCCAGUCUGCGUCCCCAUCACUUGUGGUCAUCCUGGAAAUCCCACCUUUGGUUUGACCCAAGGAACCCAGUUCAACUUGAACGAUGUCGUGCGCUUUGUCUGCAACACUGGGUACGUUCUCCAAGGAGCUAUAAAAUCAACCUGCAACGCCAACGGGCAGUGGAGCAACGCCCUCCCCAGGUGUAAAAUUGUGAACUGCACAGAGCCAGGCCAUGUUGACAACAGCAUCAGGCAGAUACUACCCAGUGGACCACAUCGCUACAGCUUCCAGACCACUGUGUCCUACCGCUGUAACCCAGGGUACUACCUGCUGGGCACCAGCUCUAUUUCCUGUCAGGGGGACGGUACCUGGGAUCGCUCUCUACCCAAGUGUCUAUUGGUGCUGUGUGAUCGCCCCAGCGUACCUCCCUAUGCCCAGAUCUCAGGCGACCGUCGGACGGUCGGCUCAGUUAUACGCUACAGCUGCAUCGGCCAGCGCACCAUCAUCGGAAACACGACCCGUAUGUGCCAGCUGGACGGCCAGUGGAGCAGCUCACCGCCACACUGCUCUGGCGAUUCUGCAGGACUGUGUGGAGAUCCAGGCGUUCCUGUGCACGGUAUCCGUCUAGGUGAAGAGUUUACAGUCAACAGUGUUGUCCGCUUCAGCUGUGAGCCUGGGUACACACUCAAGGGUUCACCAGAGAGAACGUGCCUUUCUAAUGGGACCUGGCUCGGCACCCAGCCUGAGUGUCAUGUGAUCUCCUGUGGAAACCCAGGAACCCCAAGGAAUGCCCAGAUCUUGAUCCACGACGGCCUAACGUUCUCCAGAUCCAUCACCUACACUUGCAGGGAGGGCUACUACUCUACCGGCCUGCUCACCCGACACUGCACAGUAAACGGGACCUGGACCGGGAACAUGCCUGAGUGCUCUGUAAUCAACUGUGGUGACCCUGGAGUACCAGCCAACGGGUUGAGGCUGGGCAGUGAUUUCACUUACAACCAUACAGUCAGCUUCCAGUGCUCUCCUGGGUUCACCAUGGAUGCCGACAGAGCUUCAACUCUUAUCUGCACAAAGGACCGUACCUGGAAUGGCUCUAAACCCCUCUGUAAAGCGAUCGUGUGUGGUCCACCUCCUAACAUCCCUCAAGGACAGGUUGUCGGCACAGACUUCACCUGGGGCUCUAGCAUCAGCUACUCUUGUAACCAAGGUUACCAGCUGUCCCUUCCCACUGUGUUAACAUGCCAGGGAAAUGGCAACUGGAGCGGAGAGAAACCCCAGUGCUUCCCCGUGUUCUGUGGAGACCCGGGCAUACCGGCCAAAGGAAGGAGGGAGGACCGAGGAUUCACCUAUCUCUCCUCUGUGUCCUUCUCCUGCUACCCUCCCCUCGUCCUGGUGGGCUCUGCCAGGAGGUACUGUCAGUAUGAUGGCACCUGGAGUGGCACACAACCCUCUUGCAUUGAUCCCACCCACACUACUUGUGGUGACCCUGGAACUCCUCUCUUUGGAAAUCAGAACAACAGCCAAGGCUAUCAAAUCAGCAGCACCGUGUUCUUCAGCUGCAGAAAGGGCUACUUACUUCAGGGCUCCAUUUCUCGCACCUGUCUCCCCAACCUUACUUGGAGUGGUUUUCAGCCUGAGUGCAUUGCCCACCAUUGCAGCCAACCAGAGCUGCCAGCCCAGUCUGAUGUGAGAGCCAUUGAACUGCCAUCCCUUGGCUACACGCUGAUCUAUACAUGUCAGCCUGGCUUCUACUUGGCUGGAGGAUCAGAGCAUAGGACAUGCAGGUCUGAUGGGAGCUGGACUGGAAAACCACCCCUCUGUGCAGCUGAUAACCGCCCAAGUGGUAAGAGUCCUGUGGGGACUGUGCAGGAGCCACCUUCCAAAUUACCAGUCCCAGGUGGCGUCUUUGCCAAGAACUCUCUCUGGAGGGGAUCCUACGAAUACCUGGGGAAGAAGCAGCCGGCUAUGCUGAGCAUCACUGCCUUUGAACCCUUCAGCAAUCGGGUUAACGGGACACUCAUCGACCACAGCGGCGUGGAACUCAAACUAGCUGGCACAUACAAGAGGGAGGAAGCACAGCUGCUGCUACAGGUCCACCAGAUCAGAGGCCCUGUGGAGAUCUUUGUCAACAAGUUCAAAAUAGACAACUGGGCCUUAGACGGACAUGUGUCCUACAUCUCUUCAUCCAACUCUUUUGUGUACCAGGGAUUUGUCAGAGGAAAAGGCUUUGGCCAAUUUGGUCUCCAGAGACUAGAGGGUUUAGAUCCAGGCAGAGAGAACCAAGGCUACAACUUUGCAUCCAACAGCAGUUCAGUGGCGGCAGCCAUCCUAGUGCCUUUUAUAGCAAUGAUCAUCGCAGGCUUCGCCCUGUAUCUCUACAAACAUAGAAGAAGACCCAAAGUCCCCUUCAACGGUUACGUGGGCCACGAGAACACCAACGGACGAGCUACAUUCGAGAACCCUAUGUACGACCGCAACAUCCAACCGACUGAUAUCAUGCCCAACGAGACAGAGUUCACAGUCAGCACAGUGUGCACGGCAGUAUAGCAACCGCUUCCUCCUGAGUUAGGGGAGGAGUGCGCCACAUCUUCGCCUGCCAACAAAGGACAUCCAUUGUUCCUGAAGCAGAGGGCAAGACAAAGAUUAUUUUAUUCACUGAAACACAUUCAAGAAACAUCUCCGGUGGAAUUGCGGCUCUCACCUGCAGGAGACAAGAAAAAACAAAAAAAAGAAACCAUGUGAAGACAGCGACUGUACCUAAUUCCAACUACAACAUGCUUUUGUCACUUGACAUGGUUUCUUGAUCAUUUUCCAUGUUGAAAGGAAAAUAUUUCACCUGACACUGCAGCCGGCAGGAGAGAUGCUCGAAGCAAAGCUGUGAUUUUCUCACCGCCCUCCGCCUAAACCCAAAGGGAAUUUAACGGUCAACUCUAAGUGAAGG
Molecule: messenger RNA, 11191 nt
Organism: Cheilinus undulatus (humphead wrasse)
Lineage: Eukaryota; Metazoa; Chordata; Actinopteri; Labriformes; Labridae
Gene: csmd2
Product: CUB and Sushi multiple domains 2
Exons: 72
Coding region: 1-10797 (3598 amino acids)
Source: RefSeq, a predicted model, not a curated record